This is a messenger RNA of Oncorhynchus kisutch (coho salmon), 4674 nucleotides long. Its product is annotated as paraspeckle component 1-like. Gene Ontology annotation, molecular function: RNA binding. The transcript is spliced from 7 exons. Lineage: Eukaryota; Metazoa; Chordata; Actinopteri; Salmoniformes; Salmonidae. The record is from RefSeq and is a predicted model, not a curated record. Bases 147 to 1388 code for a protein of 413 amino acids.
GCAGUCAUCGCCAUUUUGAAUUACAGCCGCACUUCGCUGGCUGUUGACUGAAAGGAGGCACGAUUUCUUCGUUUCUGAAACAUUUCUGCGCAUUCAAAGCUAUACUUACUGGAUACAUAUUGUGAGGGAUUUACUUCGCUCUAAGUAUGGCUCACCGAAAUCUUAAACAGAUCAACAUUCAAAACAACACACCGUCGCCGAAACCUCAGCAGCAGUACCACCAGCAGCAGCAGUACCACCAGCAGCAGCACACAAAGCGCAACAUGGACUCUCCAGGCAUGAAGCGAAGGCCGACUGUUGCGGAUGGGAAAACCCCACCACCAAAGCCGCCGACGGCUGCCAGCCCUGCGGCAGAGGGGGAGGGUGGAGCCGGAGAGUCGCAGGAGAUGACGCUGGAUAUAAAGAGUUUCAGGAGACCCGGGGAGAAAACCUUCACGCAGCGUUGUAGGUUGUUCAUCGGUAACCUCCCGACAGACCUCACGGAGGAUGAUUUCAAAAAGCUGUUUUCCAAGUAUGGCGAGGCUAACGAGGUGUUUAUCAACCGAGACCGAGGAUUCGGCUUCAUUCGACUGGAAACCAGGACACUAGCAGAGAUUGCCAAGGCAGAGUUGGACGGCACAGUGCUGGGGAACCGACCUAUCCGGAUCCGCUUCGCCACGCACGGCUCUGCCCUCACGGUGCGGAACCUUUCCCCCGUGGUCUCCAACGAGCUUCUUGAGGAGGCCUUCUCCGAGUUCGGCCCCGUGGAAAGGGCUAUCGUUGUGGUGGACGACCGAGGAAAGCCCACUGGGAAGGGCUUCGUGGAGUUUGCCAACAAACCUUGUGCUCGUAAAGCCCUGGAUCGCUGUGCUGACGGGGCGCUGCUGCUCACCACGUCUCCUCGGCCUGCCAUUGUGGAACCCACCGAGCAGCUGGAUGAAGAAGAUGGACUCCCAGAGAAAUUGCUUGUGAAAUCUGUACACUACCACAAGGAGAGGGAGCACCCCCCGCGGUUUGCCCAGCCGGGGACAUUUGAGUUUGAGUACUCGUCCCGCUGGAAGGCCCUGGACGAGAUGGAAAAGCAGCAGAGAGACCAGGUUGAGCGCAACAUCCGAGAGGCAAAGGAGAAGCUGGAGCAAGAGAUGGAGGCCGCCAAGCACGAGCAUCAGCUCAUGAUGAUGAGACAAGACCUGAUGAGGCGUCAAGAGGAGCUGAGACGUCUGGAGGAGCUUCGCAACCAGGAGCUGCAGAAACGCAAGAAUAUAGAGAUGAGACAUGAGGAGAGGCGUAGGCAGGAGGAGGAGAUGAUGCAGCGCCAUCGAGAGCAGGAAGAGUUGAGACGCCAACCGGACAGCUUCAAGCCAAACUAUGCGGACACUGUGCACUCGCUCUACAUGCUGCAGAUAUGAGACCAGAAAACUGGUUAAAAACAACAACGUAAACAUUGCUCUUCAGUGUUACCUCAUUCCAACUGUAUUUAUUAGGAUUCCCUACAGGUAAGUGUUGCUUUUUCCUCCUAUUUAUUCUUCAACACAGUGUUAUGUCUCUUUAUUACAGUAAAUAAAACAUACAGCUUUCAAAAACCAAGUGUUUGGUGCCUUAUUCCUUUAUUGAUUGAUUUCAGAGGUAAUGACAAAUGAGUGUGACUUCAGUGUAUGAUUCUCAUGCUAGUAUUGUUCUGCUUAGAAAUUCAGUUCAUUUAAACUUGUUCUAUGAAGUUUUAUUUUUAUUUAUUUCACCUUUAUUUAACCAGGUAAGUUUUGUGUGAAAAAAAUACUCACUUAGGACUGUUAGAUUUUAUUAGAUGGCAAUAAAAAAAAACAGGCCAAAUCAACGUUGGUGUCUUGGUCUUGUCUUGGGACCCUCAUUGACACUGAAAACAGCUCAUACUGCUCAAAGAUCACAAUACUGCAAAAAUACCAUCACUUGUGAAAUCGUUGGGAAUUUAUCCAACGCCUAUUCUGUGUCACAGCGAAAUAGCUGGAAAUUCAGAGCAGAGGAAAGUCUAAAGUUGUUCGAUAUCCACUUGUAGGUGUAGGCUACUUUUUCGUCUUACAGUGCAUUUGGAAAGUAUUCAGACCACUUGACUUUUUCCACAUUUUGUUACAUUACAGCCUUGUUCUAAAAUGUAUUACAUUGUUUUCUUUCCCUCAAUCUACACAGAAUACCCUAUAAUGACAAAGCAAAAACGGGUUUUUAGAAGUUUUUGCAAACGUUAAAAUAUAUUUAUAUCACAUUUACGUAAGAUUCAGACCCCGUUACUCAGUACUUUGUUGAAUCACCUUUUGGCGGUGAUUACAGUGUCAAGUCUUCUUGGGUAUGAUGCUACAAGCUUGGCACACCUGUAUUUGGGGAGUUUCUCCCAUUCUCCUAUGCAGAUCCUCUCAAGCUGUUGUCAGGUUGGAUGGGGAGUGUCGCUGCACAGCUAUAUUCAGGUCUCCAGAGAUGUUUGAUCUGGUUCAAGUCUGGGCUCUGGCUGGGCCACUCAAGGACAUUGAGACUUGUCCCGAAGCCACUCCUGCGUUGUCUUGGCUGUGUGCUUAGGGUCGUUGUCCUGUUGGAAGGUGAACCUUUGUCCCAGUCUGAGGUCCUGAGUGCUCUGGAGCAGGUUUUCAUCGAGGAUCUCUCUGUACUUUCCUCCGUUCAUCUUUCCCUCGAUCCUGACUAGUGUCCCAGUCCGUGCUGCUGAAAAACAGCAUGGAUAAAACUAAUCUUGACAAAAUGUUACAAAUACAUAUUUAAAAUAUUACAUUAGAUAUUUUUUUACAUUACUCAAAUUAAACAUUUGUCAUCGUAUGAUCAUCCCCAUUUACACAAAACUCGUAUAAAUUAUUUUGGAAUGAUGUCUUGUGAGAAAAUUUGCCCAACGGUGCACUUUGGCUGCUCUAUAUGUGGUCUGGAUCACUCGUAGAUGUGCAAGGGUUUCAAGAGCCACGUUACUAACGAAGGCUCUGGGAAACACCUCGGCUACUAAAGAUACAUCGUAAGAUGGUUCUAACGCUAUACAAAGGCUCUGGGAAAACGAUGCCCCGGGCUCCGUUUGCCAAAAGCAGCUUAAAGCUAUAUUCAUCAAGAUGAUUUUGGGAACUAGGCCCCGGUCUUUACCCACCGUUGCGCGUCAGAGUUUGAAAAUACGUGUCAUAUGCUAUAGGUCCGUGGACAGAGCUCUUAAAACAAAUAUCAUACCUUAUUAUUUAUGUAGCUUAUAGGCUCAUUACAAAUGGCCAGAUCCUGACAUAGGCGAGACUAAACUAACUAUUCUCCAUAGGUCAUGACCACUGUAGAUCAUUGGUCAUGACGCGCGAAUUUCAACGGGCUGACAGCCCAUGUGGUCAUGUUGUCUAAACUCGUAGGCACUGAAGCUUGUGGUGAUCAGUGGCAUGUUAUAGAGCCUAUACACAAUUAUGUAGGCUACAGGUUAGUCGUUAAGGUUGUAAACGUUUUGGAAGUUCAAGUGACUGUCUCACUGACCUAGGCCAAUUUGGACUCAGGACUGGUCACAUGACCCACUACGUUGAGUGUCAAUCGUCAAAUCAUUAGAACGAGAAACUGUUUUUUUACAAAUAAAUAUUGUUUGUUUAUUCGAUUACAUAUGCAGAUUAAACACAUGACGCAUUUAUAUGUUCUGUGUUGUCUGGAAGCCACGGCCAUUAAUUGACCAAAACACAAGGGGCACGGAUUGAACCAGAACCGAUAUGUAAAAACAACAUUUGAAUAAUCAAAUAAUUAUUCCGUUUCUCGUUAUUUAAUAUUUACUUUAGACAAUAAAAACAACCCGUUUGUUUGAUUUCAGAUUAAAAUCAAAUAAAGGAAGAACGACCCUUUACUAUUUUUUAUCCUUUCAUUUAACAGGAAAUAUUUUGCCCAAAAAGUACACCGACCCUGUGUCCAACUUUCAUCACUUAAACGCUCCAGUCAGAUUUAAGCUAUAGUUAUGCACGUGCGCAAAAGGGAUUUAUUUACAAUCAUAGCAAUCAAACGAGUUAAAACGACAUGUAUUGAUGGAAAAUGAUCUGGCAAGUUUAAUAACGGCGAAUUAAGCUUUCUCAUUCCUUUAUUGCAUCACGUUAGCUCGCACGAAUUAUUUUUUGGAUGAAACCGAAUUUGGCUUCUUACGUCGAUUUUCCUUAAUUCUCUCGAUAAUGUUAUAGAGAAAGGAUAAACGUGUCAACUCCUCUCUUGCUGCGCAAAACAUUUUUGGGGAUGGUUUUUAGGCCUUGUCCGUGUGUUUCGAGUGGUCAUUGAUCUGGAAAUGUUAUCUCAACCUGGCAACACUAGAAAGAAGCAUACUGCAUAAUUGUUGUUUACAAAGGUUGUGGAGUAGACGCUAGCCUAGGCUAAUCAGACAGAGGUUUCAACCAACAUUUCUUUGAUAAAACGAACAGCUAGACUUUCAUAACCAUCGCCAAUAUGUCCAAACUACAGUUGUUUAAUGUGUUCGUCACCGAGCGCUUGCCGGGAGCUGCUGUGGAGAUAUUCGUGGCCGUGGAGAAGAUUAUAGCAGAUCAUAGCAAGACAUCUGCCGUUCAGCAGAGGAGAUCGAGCGCCUUCAUCCUGUUGGACAUGGUUUUCCAACCAGAGAUUAAGUUACAUGGAGCAGGUUUGUAGCGAGCUACAGUUGUUAUCACGAAGAUAUUUGAUUUGUAGAUUAACGUUACAAGAUUUUAGAAUUCAUGUGGCAGUUUGUAAUAUGCG